Trypanosoma conorhini is the source of this 1533-nucleotide messenger RNA. Its product is annotated as putative dihydrolipoamide dehydrogenase. The transcript has a single exon. The record is from RefSeq and is a predicted model, not a curated record. Gene Ontology annotation, cellular component: oxoglutarate dehydrogenase complex; mitochondrion. Gene Ontology annotation, molecular function: dihydrolipoyl dehydrogenase (NADH) activity; flavin adenine dinucleotide binding. The coding region runs from base 1 to 1533 and encodes 510 amino acids. Lineage: Eukaryota; Euglenozoa; Kinetoplastea; Trypanosomatida; Trypanosomatidae.
AUGAUGCGUCAGAGUUGCUUCAGGUGGGUAAAAAAAGUAGAUGUAUGUGUGAUUGGGGGUGGGCCCACCGGUGUUGCGACGGCCUUGCGGGCGGUGGACUAUAAUAAAAAGGCAUGUAUUGUCGAGGCAAACCGAAUUGGAGGAGCGGAUCUUUGGAAUGGUGCGUUACAGUCCAAGACAUUAUGGGAAAUGGCUAAAUUCGUCCGAUUAAUGACUGGGCAAACGGCACAUCGGUUUAUGCGUCCCCUUAAGCCUCUUCCUCCUAUUGACGCCUCAAAUAUACAGGAGUCCAUAAAAAAUGCAGCUGAGUUUCGAUAUAAUCAAAUACUUCAUCAACUAAAGAUUGUUGACAUUGACGUUAUUAAAGGCUACGGCGCGUUUGUUUCCCCUCAAUGUGUAGAAGUUCAACUUCCCUCUGGAGAAACAGAGAGGGUGGAGGCGGAUUAUUUUGUUAUUGCCUGUGGAGCUCAACCACGGAAACAUGCUUCUGUGAUUGCAGAUGGUCAAGUUGUUUUUACCUCAGAUGAUAUCAUGCGAAAAGGUUUUCCAAAGAGUAUUGUUAUUAUUGGUGCGGGUGUGAUUGGUUGUGAGUUUGCAUCUAUAUUUGCUAACUUUGGCAUGACAAAAGUGAAUGUAAUUGAAAAAAGCAAUCGUAUUCUACCCAUGGAAGAUGAUGAUGUGGCAAGGUUUGUCCAAAAUCUACUUGAAAGUAAAGGAGUGAAUAUUCAUCAUCAUUCAGCUUUAGAGAGUAAUAAGGUGGAGGACGGAAAAUUUCAUUACACAUUGAGGAACGUAAUAGACAAAUCAUUGACGACCCACAUUGUGGACAGUGCUUUGGUUUCUAUUGGAAGGGAACCCCAUUUAACUGGAUUGGGUUUGGAAAGAAUUGGAGUGGAGCUUAAGCGAGGUAAACUUGAGAGAGAUCAAUUUAAUCGUGUAGCACCUUAUAAGCACAUUUAUGCCUGUGGAGAUGUAGCUACAAGGGUUGCCCUUGUGAAUGUUGGGGAGCUAGAAGGACGCACAUGCAUUGACCACAUAUAUGUUCCUUAUCCUGAAGGUGAAUUUGUUCAACAAUUGGAUAAUUUAUCGACCAUUAUGUUUUUGGAUCAAGAAGUUGCUGCCGUUGGAUUGAACGAGCAGCAAUGUCGAAAACAAAAUAUAGCCUAUAAAAUGGCUCGAUAUGGGUACGAAUUUGUGGCAAGAGCUGUGGCUAUGGGAAAUAUUAGGGGAUUUGUCAAGUUAAUUGUUACAAAUGACCUCGAGAUGAAGGUUCUUGGAGUGCGAGCUAUUGGACCUCAUGCAAGUAGUGUUAUCGAGUUAGCUUCAUUAGCAAUUCAUAAUAAGGAAGCAGUUCACAAUUUAAGUGAACUUCGCACUGCAUAUCCAGCCGUUACACAGGGAUUCCAAGAAUGUGUAAAUAUGCUCCUUGGGACGUCCAUCUUAAAACCGAAUGUAUUUCCACAACUAGUUGUUGAAGAGUGGUCUCCUCCCAACUUUGCUCAUGGUAGGGCAUAUCAGGAUAAGAAGAUGUAA